This is a messenger RNA of Rhinolophus ferrumequinum (greater horseshoe bat), 2861 nucleotides long. It is a transcript of the gene PKP3, whose product is annotated as plakophilin 3. The transcript has 13 exons. The record is from RefSeq and is a predicted model, not a curated record. Gene Ontology annotation, biological process: cell-cell adhesion; cell-cell junction assembly. Bases 146 to 2518 code for a protein of 790 amino acids. Gene Ontology annotation, molecular function: cadherin binding. NCBI's taxonomy places the organism in Eukaryota, Metazoa, Chordata, Mammalia, Chiroptera, Rhinolophidae. Gene Ontology annotation, cellular component: cytoplasm; nucleus; adherens junction.
CAGUCACCUGGCAGCUCUAGGCUCUGGGCGAGGCCAGCCAGGAGGGGACUUCUGGGGCCGCAGGAAGAGUCAGUGAAGACAGUUCAGGCUGGAGGCAGCCGCAGCGACCCAGGCCAGGCGGCCUCAGCCCCACGCGCCUGCCGCCAUGCAGGACGGUAACUUCCUGCUGUCGGCCCUGCAGCCGGAGGCUGGCGUGUGCUCCCUGGCGCUGCCCUCGGACCUGCAGCUGGACCGCCGGGGCACAGAGGGGCCGGAAGCCGAGCGUCUGCGAGCUGCCCGAGUCCAGGAGCAGGUCCGAGCCCGCCUCCUGCAGCUGGGCCAGCAGCCGAGGCACAACGGGACAGCUGAGCAUGACGGGGUCUCUGGGACAGCCAGAGGUGCGUUCCGCGGCCAGUACCACACCCUACAGACUGGUUUCAGCUCACGCUCCCAGGGCCUGAGUGGGGACAGCACCUCGACCUUCCGGCCCAUCGCCAAGCCCACCUACAGCCCAGCCUCCUGGUCUUCCCGUUCAGCUGUGGACUUGAGCUGCAGUCGGAGGCUGAGCUCUGCCCACAAUGGGGGCAGUGCCUUUGGGGCUGUGGGAUACGGGGGAGCCCAGCCCGCCCUACCCAUCCCCCCCCGGCCUGUGUCCUUCCACGAGCGCUGCGGCAUAGGGAGCCGGGUGGACUAUGACACCUUGUCCCUACGCUCACUGCGGCUGGGGACCGGGGGCCUGGAUGACCACUGCAGUGUGCUGUCAGAGCAUCUGGAGCCUGCCACCACCUACGAGCGCCAGGCCAGCUCCAGUUCUGGCCGGGCAGGGGGCCUGGACUGGCCGGAGGCCGCUGAGGGGCCGCCCAUCCGCACCAUCCGUGCUCCCGCCAUGCGGACCCUGCAGCGGUUCCAGAGCAGCCACCGCAGCCGUGGGGGAGCUGGGGUGAUGCCGGGGGGCAUGCUGGAGCCCGUGACCCGAGCGCCAUCCGUGCGCAGCCUCAGCCUCAGCCUGGGUGACUCUGGCCACCUGCCGGAUGUGCGUGGGCUGGACAGCUACAGCGGCCACCGCACCCUGCAGAGACUCAGCAGCGGCUUCGACGACAUUGACCUGCCGUCAGCAGUUAAGUACCUCAUGGCCUCAGACCCCAACCUGCAGGUGUUGGGAGCAGCCUACAUCCAGCACAAGUGCUACAGCGACGCAAUGGCCAAGAAGCAGGCCCGCAGCCUCCUGGCUGUGCCCCGGCUGGUGAAGCUCUUCAACCACGCCAACCAGGAGGUGCAGCGCCACGCCACGGGCGCCAUGCGUAACCUCAUCUAUGACAACGCGGACAACAAGCUGGCAUUGGUGGAGGAGAAUGGCAUCUUCGAGCUGCUGCGGACACUGCGCGAACAGGAUGACGAGCUUCGCAAGAACGUCACAGGGAUCCUGUGGAACCUGUCCUCCAGCGACCACCUAAAGGACCGCCUGGCCCGAGACACGCUGGAGCAGCUCACAGACCUGGUGCUGAGUCCCCUCUCGGGGGCCGGGGGGCCACCCCUCAUACAGCAGAACGCCUCUGAGGCCGAGAUCUUCUACAAUGCCACAGGCUUUCUCAGGAACCUCAGCUCGGCGUCCCAGGCCACUCGCCAAAAGAUGCGCGAGUGCCACGGGCUGGUGGACGCCUUGGUCACCUACAUUAACCACGCCCUUGACGUGGGCAAGUGUGAGGACAAGAGCGUGGAGAACGCAGUGUGCGUGCUGAGGAACCUGUCCUACCGCCUGUAUGACGAGAUGCCGCCGUCCGCCCUGCAGCGGCUGGAGGGCCGGGGCCGCAGGGAUGUGGCCGGGGCGCCACCGGGCGAGGUGGUGGGCUGCUUCACGCCGCAGAGCCGGCGGCUCCGAGAGCUACCCCUCACGGCCGAUGCCCUCACCUUUGCGGAGGUGUCUAAGGAUCCCAAAGGCAUGGAGUGGCUGUGGAGCCCCCAGAUCGUGGGCCUGUACAACCGCCUGCUGCAGCGCUGUGAGCUCAACCGGCACACCACGGAGGCGGCUGCCGGGGCCCUGCAGAACAUCACCGCCGGCGAUCGCAGGUGGGCAGGAGUGCUCAGCCGCCUGGCUCUGGAGCAGGAGCGUAUACUGAACCCUCUGUUGGACCGUGUUCGGACGGCUGACCACCACCAGCUGCGCUCACUGACCGGCCUCAUCCGAAACCUGUCUCGGAAUGCCAGGAACAAGGACGAGAUGUCCACCAAGGUAGUGAGUCACCUGAUCGAGAAGCUGCCGGGCAGUGUGGGUGAGAAGUCUGCCCCAGCUGACGUGCUGGUGAACAUCAUAGCUGUGCUCAACAACCUGGUGGUGGUCAGCCCCAUCGCCGCCCGAGACCUGCUCUACUUCGACGGGCUCCGCAAACUGGUCUUCAUCAAGAAGAAGCGGGACAGCCCUGACAGUGAGAAGUCCUCCCGGGCGGCCUCCAGCCUCUUGGCCAAUCUGUGGCAGUACAACAAGCUCCACCGAGAUUUCCGCGCGAAGGGCUAUCGAAAGGAGGACUUCCUGGGCCUGUAGGCGAGGCCUUCCUGGAGGAGGAGAGUACGACUCGGCCCAGCCUCAGAGGGACGGCUCAGCACCGAGCUGCUUGUCGGCCAGCCUGAAGGAGAAGGCUGAUGUCCCAGGAGCAGCUCCUAGGAGCCUUGCGUACAACUUUGAAGGGCCUGGGUCACCAGGGAGAGAACAUGGGAUGGGGGCUUGCAGCUGGGGACUGGGCUUCUGCAGGGCAGGGAGAAGGGCAGGGCUUGAGGCUGCUCUGGUGCAUGGGGUGGUGACCAGGUCACAUUGGUAGAGGUGGGGCUGGCCAGGGCCAGCAGUGCCUCAGAAUAGCCAGUGCUGAGAAUAAAGGUGAUCGUGAACA